GGCAGCACACAACAGACCUGAUAGUAAAGAGAGGAGAGAGGGUCCUUUGUCAACGCCCCCCUCCCGUUUCUUUUCGUUUUUUUUGAAGCAGUCUUGGUGCAGGACUGCAUGCUCGGCGCACCUGCAGCCUAGUCCGGACCCAGACUAAGCUGCCCUGCUUUUGGAAGCUUUAAAUUGCUACAAAAAGAAGAAUCCCGAGGAGGAUGUAAAUGCAUUUAAGAAUGGACGUUUUGAGGUGGACGCGUGAGCAGGGCGCCCUCCUGUGGCGACCCGAUCAGUCUUCCUGUUGACUCUUACCUGAUCUUGAAAGGAACGACUGAGAAUCUUCAAGACUGACCUUGUGCAUGCAGGCUUGUUCCACACGAUGAUCCGAACAGCGCUGGGUGAGGGCAAAUGGAUGAUCUUGAUCCGCUGCUCCGGAGGUGUGGCUUGACAGGAGACGGAGUAUACGGCAGAAAAGCGAGGACACGCCUGUAGGGCGACUCGCUAUCAGCCAGCGCAUUGAUCUCGAGAUCAGCCCGAGACCUCAACAAGGUCAAAAUCCAAUGUCCAUCAACAUGACUCAUCCAAGAUCGAAAACAGAGAGACUGGAGCUAUCGCUUCCUUCCAGAAGUGGAUGUGACUAAGAGACACCUGGAGUGCCUUGGUCCUCCCUUCCCUUCCUUUCCUGAAGCUCAAUGUGUCUUUGUUUUAAGAGUCAUUUGUAGAAGAAACCCUUCCCAACUCUUUAAAUCAAUCUCCCUUGAUGCAGAGUGAGCCCUGCCCUCUGCAACCUCCGACAGGUUAAAGCUCCCUCCUCCAAGAUGGACAGUCCAGCAAGGGCCCCUCUUGGUGGAUUCGGCACCACCACUGCCACCUCCUCCCUGGAUGUCACCGGAUGGACAUCCUGGCCAGGAAACAGCUCCAUGGAGCUCAACCAGAGCCUCGUCAUUGCGGCCGGACUCGGGGGCGUGGGCGCGGCGGCAGCCAUGAGCGCGGGCGUGGACAACCUGACUCGAGAGGACGUCACAAGCUUGGCCAUGAAGGAGAAGAACUGGCCGGCGCUGCUCAUCCUGGUCAUCAUUGCACUGACUGUCGGCGGCAACAUCCUGGUCAUCCUGGCUGUGUCACUGGAGAAGAAGCUCCAAAACGCCACCAAUUUCUUUCUGAGGUCCUUGGCAGUGGCCGACAUGCUGGUGGGCAUCCUGGUCAUGCCCAUCUCCCUUAUCAACAUCCUAUAUGACUAUGCCUGGCCUCUACCCAGCGCUUUGUGCCCCAUCUGGAUUUACUUGGAUGUGCUCUUCUCCACCGCCUCCAUCAUGCACUUGUGCGCCAUCUCCCUGGACCGCUACGUGGCCAUCCGCAACCCGAUUGAGCACAGCCGCUUCAACUCCAGGACCAAAGCCAUGAUGAAGAUUGCAGCCGUCUGGACCAUAUCCAUAGGUGUUUCCAUGCCCAUCCCGGUGAUCGGCCUUCACAACGAGGACAAGGUUUUCGUCAAUGGCAGCUGUGUGCUCAAUGAGGAGCGCUUCAUUCUGAUUGGCUCCUUCGUGGCCUUCUUCAUCCCGCUGGUCAUCAUGGUGGUGACGUACGGCCUCACCAUCCAGGUGCUGCAGAGGCAGGCGACUGUCUUCCUUUGCGAGGCCAAGACGUCCUCCCAGCAGCCUUUGCAGCCACCUGUCAUCAGCGUCACCUUGCAGACUCCCACCUUCCACAUCCCGCAGAUCCAGACGCACGCCCCGCCGGAACCACAAGCAGAGCUCAAACCGCCGGCCACGCAGACUCGCCGCAACACGCUGAGCUGCCUAAGGGGGGCGGAGCCUGGCAUGCUACUCAGCGUCUCCACGUCAGAGAGCAUCAGCAUCGUUCCCAGCUCGGAUGCCGCGUCGCAGCUGAGCUCUCCGGCCGCCGGGCCCGGGAGGAGCGAUGCCUCAGGUUGCCAUGGGCGGCGGGGGAUGAUGCAGGCUAUCAAGAACGAGAGGCGGGCCUCCAAGGUGCUCGGGAUCGUCUUCUUCCUCUUCCUCAUCAUGUGGUGCCCUUUCUUCAUCACCAACGUCACCUUCGUGCUGUGUGGCGGCUCCUGUAACGAGUCCUUGCUGCACGACCUGCUCAACGUCUUCGUGUGGGUGGGCUACAUCUCGUCGGGGGUCAACCCGCUGGUCUACACGCUCUUCAACAAGACCUACAGGAGAGCCUUUUCCAGCUACAUCCGCUGUCGCUAUAACGUGGGCACCAAUGCGGCGGCGCAGGGCGGGAAGAACCCGCUGGGCGGUGCGACCACGUCGUCGUGUCCCUCGCACGCCGUCACGCCCCUGCUGGCGGACAGCCACAGGAAGGAGGGUGUGGACCGCAACAGUAACUGUCGCAACGGCGGGCGGGGGGGCAACGGGCGGCUAGCGGUCGACUUGGAGGACAUCACGGACGACGGCACCCAAACGGGGGGCACGUCGCAGAGCCUCUCGGAGUACCACAACGCGGGCGCCCUGUCGGAGACAGAGCCAGAGACCGAGGUGGAGCAGGAACUGUCAAUCAUCAGCUACAGCCCCGCCUCCCGGAUGCACACAAGCAGCGUGUGACCCUUUCAUUGUGAAGGGAAUGGCUAGUGAAGGGAAUGGCUACACACGACAGACCGCAUGUCCCAGAGGGGUCAAAGGGCGCCAUUCAUAUGAAUCAAAUGUACUUUUUGUUUUGCAAGUGUUCAAACCAGCAAAGGAAUGGGAUUGUCCUUUCUGAAUUAAAAAAAACACACACAAAAAAAAAAACAGUAUGGAAUUUAAGAGAAUCUCUGGUCUGACACCGCCCUCUGGUGGGCAAAGGAGAAGGCAGCAACUCCACCUGCAAGGUCUUUACAAAAAAAAUAAAAAAAAUUGAGUAAAACGAAUAAAUAGAUAAUUAUAUUAAGUUAGAUGAAUCAGAUAUAUAUAUAUACUGUAGGUCUUUGUCACAUUUGCAGAGUUAAAUUUAGGGAAACACAAUGGUGGUGCGUCAUUCUGGAAACUGGCUUUUGAAAAGGCAGUCAACGUAGAAAUCUUCCUCCAGAUGAGUUGAUGUCGCCUCAUUCAUGUUUCCCACAGCGGAAGUGACCGGCACCAUUUUUAUCGGACCAGGAGAUCAACGAGCAGCGGGUUAAUCAGAAUGACAAGCAGGAGUCAGCUGAUUUGGAUUCUAUGCACCUUCUACAUGAACCACCACAAGGACUGACGACGGAAAACUUUGUUUGAGCCUUAAAGUCUGCAGGAGGAAGGGCUGAUCACAAUGUCACUGUUUUUGUGGCGGCUAAUGGACUAUAAGUGUUUUGUUUUUUCCUAAGUGUGAGACAGGGGAGGUGCAGCAGUUUGGGAAAAAUAAAGAUAUACAUCUUUUUCAAACCCUCAAA
Nerophis ophidion (straightnose pipefish) is the source of this 3355-nucleotide messenger RNA. RefSeq names its product 5-hydroxytryptamine (serotonin) receptor 2C, G protein-coupled-like 1 (gene htr2cl1). The record is from RefSeq and is a predicted model, not a curated record. The transcript is spliced from 9 exons. Gene Ontology annotation, molecular function: neurotransmitter receptor activity; G protein-coupled serotonin receptor activity. Gene Ontology annotation, cellular component: dendrite; plasma membrane. Lineage: Eukaryota; Metazoa; Chordata; Actinopteri; Syngnathiformes; Syngnathidae. Gene Ontology annotation, biological process: G protein-coupled receptor signaling pathway, coupled to cyclic nucleotide second messenger; chemical synaptic transmission. The coding region runs from base 804 to 2555 and encodes 583 amino acids.